Molecule: messenger RNA, 3023 nt
Organism: Andrographis paniculata
Lineage: Eukaryota; Viridiplantae; Streptophyta; Magnoliopsida; Lamiales; Acanthaceae
Product: homeobox-leucine zipper protein ANTHOCYANINLESS 2-like
Exons: 8
Coding region: 690-2816 (708 amino acids)
Biological process (GO): regulation of DNA-templated transcription
Molecular function (GO): DNA-binding transcription factor activity, RNA polymerase II-specific; DNA binding; lipid binding
Source: RefSeq, a predicted model, not a curated record
AAUUAACACUCAAUUCAACUCUGAUAAUCUUCUCUCUCCCUCUCUAGGAGUGGCAUGCAGAUGACAGAGAAACUAGCUAGGGUUAUCUUAACUCUCUCCAUUUUGGGUGACUGACUACUCAGAAAUUCGAGUUUUAGACUUUCCUUCCUUUCUUCCUUGUGUCUUCUCCAGCUCUCUCUCUCCCUCUAAUCUCUCUCUCUCUAUAUAUAUAUGCACACGCAUACCCCAACACCAAACCUAUAUGUGUGUGUAUGUUUUGAUUCAAAUUAUGAAUUAGUUGAGUGAUUCUGUAAGUACGUGCUAAUUCCAAAAGAUAGUAUUUUUUUUUUUUAAAAAAAAAUAUAUAGAGAGAGAGGCAGAAUAAUAGAAUUUUAUAGUUAUUUGAAGAAUGUUGGGGUGGGAUAACAAUAUAUAUAAUUGUAGUGGUGGAGGUAGUCCAAGAAGCUAAGUGACACCGUACAAGAGCGCCGAUAAUAGAUACUGUAUAUUAAUUUCAAUCUAAUUACAAUAUUAAGCGCCGCAGCGGUGGCAAUAUAUAUAAUGCCAAUCGGCCAACCUCCCCUCCCUUCCCCUUCCCACCCUCUCUCCACCUCUCCCACCCUCUCACUCUCCAUCGUAUAACUUCUUCUUCUUCUUCUCUCUCUAGGGUUUUCUCUCUCUCUCUCUCUCAUUAACAGCAAACGGUACUGAUGGAAGGACAAGCAAAAAUUGGGGGAAGGGUAAGGAGCAGAGAGGAGGAGCACGAUAGUAGAUCUGGGAGCGACGUUCACGGCGGCUCCGCUGACGACCGCGACGGCGCCGACAAGCCACCGACGAAAAAGCGAUACCACCGACACACUCCUCAACAGAUUCAAGAACUCGAAGCUCUCUUCAAGGAGUGUCCUCAUCCCGAUGAAAAGCAAAGAUUGGAGCUAAGUAGAAGGCUUUGUUUAGAGACAAGACAAGUCAAGUUUUGGUUCCAAAACAGAAGAACUCAAAUGAAGACACAACUCGAGCGCCACGAGAACUCAAUCCUAAGUCAAGAAAAUGACAAGCUAAGAGCCGAGAACAUGUCAAUUAGGGAGGCGAUGAGGAGUCCUAUAUGCCCAAAUUGUGGUGGCAAGGCCAUAAUUGGCGACAUUUCCCUAGAGGAGCAACACCUUAGGAUUGAAAAUGCGCGACUAAAGGAUGAUGUAGAGCGUAUGUGUAUGCUCGUGAGCAAGUUCUUGGGCCGGCCCAUAUCAUCCAUACCCGAUUCUUGUUCGGGUUUGGAACUUGCCAUCGGGGGAAAUGGAUUCACCAACCUAACCUCAACACUUCCUUUGAGCCCUCCCGAUUUCCUAACACCUCUUGUAACAAUGCCUUCAUCGACUAAAUCCAUAUUGCCUGAGAGAUCAAUGUAUUUGGAGUUGGCCUUCGCCGCGAUGGAUGAGUUGGUAAAAAUGACACAAAUGGGCGAGCCUCUAUGGGUAAGGAGCCCUAAGGGCAAUCGGGAGAUAAUCAAUUAUGAAGAGUAUGCGAGGAACUUUACCCCGUGCAUUGGUAGGAAGCCUAAUGGCUUUGUGAGUGAAGCGUCGAGGGAGAUUGGAGUAGUCAUCAUCAACGGUAUGGAUCUCGUCGAGACAUUGAUGGACUCCAUCAAAUGGACAGAGAUGUUUCCGUGUAUAGUAGCAAGAAGCUCGACGUCAGAUAUAAUAUCAAGUGGCGUGGGAGGGACAAUCAACGGAACACUCCAAAUGAUGCACGCGGAACUACAAGUUUUAUCACCACUAGUGCCGGUUCGAGAGGUCAAUUUCAUCCGAUUCUGCAAACAACUUGCGGAUGGCUUAUGGGCAGUUGUAGACAUCUCCAUUGACGCCAUCCAUCAAACUUCCGGUGGAGCUCCGCUGUACCGGAGCUGCCGGAGACUUCCCUCAGGCUGUGUCAUACAAGAUAUGCCUAAUGGUUAUUCCAAGGUUACGUGGGUGGAGCAUGCUGAGUAUGAUGAGAGCAUAAUUCACACGCUUUAUCGACCGUUAAUUGGUGGCGGUAGCGGAUUUGGUGCUAACCGUUGGAUCGCUACACUCCAACGCCAGACCGACUCUCUCGCCAUUCUUAUGUCCACUAAUUUGCCUACAGCAAUAACCACCGGCGGGCGGCGGAGCUUGCUGAAGCUGGCUCAGCGAAUGACCAGAAACUUCUGCGCCGGCGUCUGCGCCUCGACCCUCUACAAAUGGAACAAACUCCGGCCGGAGAACGUCAGCGAUGACGACGUCGUCCGCAUCAUGACGAGAAAGAGCCUCGACGAUCCCGGCGAGCCUCCGGGCAUCGUCCUCAGCGCCGCCACCUCCGUCUGGCUUCCGGCGUCGCCACAGCGCCUCUUCGACUUCCUCCGCAACGAGCACUUGCGGAGCGAGUGGGACAUCCUCUCCAACGGCGGACCGGUGCACGAAAUCGCUCGCAUCACCAAAGGCCACGAUCACCGAAACUCCGUAUCUCUCCUCCGAGCAAAUGCACUGAAUUCGAGCCAGAGCAGCAUGCUGAUCCUCCAGGAGACAUGCGCAGACGCGUCCGGUUCGGUUGUGGUGUACGCGCCGGUCGACAUCCCUGCGAUGCAGUCGGUGAUGGACGGUGGAGAUUCAUCGUACGUGUCACUCCUCCCAUCCGGAUUCGCGAUCGUAGCGGGCCCACAAGACCAAGCCGACAGUGGAUCCCAUAGUCCACGUGGCUCCCUAUUGACCGUUGCAUUUCAAAUAUUGGUGAACAGCCUCCCCACGGCACGGCUCUCCCUAGAGUCAAUCGAGACCGUCGAUAAUCUCAUCUCUUGCACAGUUGAGAAAAUCACGGCCGCUCUUUAAUCUCAUCCCUCUUUAAUUAAGUUUGAUAUAUUUUGAAAAUGUAAGUGUUAAGAGGGAUGAAUUGAUGGGAGGAUAAUUGGAGGGAAAAUAGAGGCGAGUCGAGAUCGAACCGCGUGGUCGACUAAGACGUGGUGGUUCGGGUAUUGACUCGAAACUACGCUCCUUUACAAACCUCUUCACUAAAUGAAGGUCGUUUUUAUUUUGUUU